This is a messenger RNA of Corythoichthys intestinalis (scribbled pipefish), 7997 nucleotides long. Its product is annotated as SLAIN motif-containing protein-like. Gene Ontology annotation, biological process: positive regulation of microtubule polymerization; microtubule nucleation; cytoplasmic microtubule organization. Bases 101 to 1207 code for a protein of 368 amino acids. NCBI's taxonomy places the organism in Eukaryota, Metazoa, Chordata, Actinopteri, Syngnathiformes, Syngnathidae. The transcript has 8 exons. The record is from RefSeq and is a predicted model, not a curated record. Gene Ontology annotation, cellular component: microtubule plus-end.
UCCAGGUCAGUAGAUUCAAUCUCAGCAGUGUGUUGUGGGACUUUGACAAAAACAUCACAAUUUACAAACUUGCCCACUCUGGAGACUUUGACUUUUAGAAAUGGACGUCCAAGACGUGAGGACAUGCGAACGGAGUCUGGAAUUUGACUAUGACCCGAGCUCACGCCUCCGAAAUGAAGGAAAGUCAGAUCCACAUGGGAGACAAACUUCUCGAUCUUUUGCUAAGGAGGCUCGGAUGAGGCUUGAUUUUUUAAAGUAUGGACCUAAUUCUCAAGUGCCUUCCAGCGCCACGGAUGGGAUGAUCCUAAAUGAUGAAAAAGAACCAGAAUCUAAAACCAUUUUUGAUUUGGUGGAGAUUCUCGAACUCAAGGAUGAUGCUGAAGAUGAUGAGAGCUGGCUAUACGAGUCUCCAAAAAGGCACAUGAUAUCAGCCGUCACCGAGUCGCCGUUGAAAUGGUGUCGCCGCAUCCUAGAUAAUCCAAGUCCUGAGACUGAAGCUGCAUCCCGUUUACUUUUGAAGAAACUCAAUCAAAAAUCCAGCAUUUCCUACAGAGGCGCCAUUUGCAAACAACCUCACAGUGGCAGUUUAUCCGUGGUCCCUAUCAAAGAUGAAAAGUCUGCCAGCACAAACCGUGACUCCUCUGACAGUUUCGGCAAUUACAGUCUGAGUAGGUCCCGUGAGUCCACAACCACCAGCUACAAAUUGCAAGACAUCGCAGAUGUUCACCUCAUGGCCCGUAUACAAGAGGACAGUUUACGACAAGACUACAUCUCCACACCUGCUUGUGAUUCAGACAGAAAAAGCCCUGAGCCACAAGUUAGACUUCGCCAGCAAGUCACGCAGUUCAAGUUGCUCAAAAGAGCCCAGAAUCGUGCCAGGACAGAAUCCCCCUUACGGACAAGCCUUCGUUCCCUCCAGGCUCUUAGAAACAGCCGAAGUUUGGAUACAGACGACUGCCCUCUUGUUCACCAAACAUCGAACACAGAUCUUCCAUCAGCUUCCACAGAUUCCGGCGACUGGUCGCACUGGACGGGAAGCUCGUCGGUCCACAAGGUCAAGGAAGUGCAGAGGUCUCAGUCUCUAAGCCCUCGGAGAAUCCCUCACUGUGCGAAGAGAUACCUCUCUGUCAACUCUUGUGUUUAUGCCUCACCUGAGAGGUCAACCACCACCGCCUGGGGAAGCAAUACACCAAUGGCGAGAAGGUGAAUGGCCUCAGCGGAUAGACGUCUAAGCCAUUUGGACUGGGAUCCAACUGCUCAUUUGUUUGUAGAACUCGAUGAGAGCAUGAUGCUAAUUGCUACGCUGUCUAGCAUUCAUUAGGGAGGCACCUUCUUUGAAGUUGAAUUAACAUAAUGGAGGUAAUGGAGUAAGUUACCCUUAAAGAUUCUUGGCAUUUAGAGAGAAUCCAAUUACUGUAGAACAUUAAACCCCACCCAAUGUCAGUCAUGGCCUCUCUGCUCAUUAAAGUUAUGCUCUUUUCAUCCUGAACCAAAGAUAAUUCAACUUCAACUAGAUAGUCUUCUUUUCAGAACAGGUAAUGCUGUCGCAAACUGCAGCAAAAGGUAACAACAGGUAGUCCCAGGGUGACGACUUUCCCGACUUACGUGAUUUCGACUUUACAAAGCCGGAGGUUCAUCAGUCAUUUUGUCUUCAUUUUUUACUUCAUUUUAUCAAUAUGAUGUAGGGCUUCAGCUAUCGAUUAUUUUAGUAGUCAACUAUUUAGUUCGAAUAAUCGAGUCAUCGGAUUAGGAAGAUUUAAUGCGUUGCAGAGUCAAUCUUAGCAGAUGUAAAACAGAGGCUUGCACUUUUAAAAGAGCACUGAAUGUGAAUACAAAAUAAAAUUCCUGAGUGUUUUUUUUUUCAUUAUGCAGAAGGCAUUUAAAACUAAAUUAAAAACACCUGAGCUUAGCCUCACACAGUAUAAAAUAAUGCUGCUCAGCCUUCGCCGCGUACAGACGCACUCUGAAGCACUCUCUUAUCUUAACCGAUAAGCGCUCAGGGCCAGCAAGCUCGACUCCCAGUAUGGCUCCAAAGAAUUUGAAACCUGGAGACUUGGAUGAAAUAAAAUCCUCCAUGCAGAAGUUGGAGGUCUCCUUGACUGGCUUGAUUCAAAACCAGAAUCAAGAAAUCGUCAGAGAGCUCCAUUUAAUUCGCGCUGAAAACGAGAAACUCAAGCAGGCGGUCGAGGAGAGAGAUGUUCGCAUCAAGAAGCCGACGCGCAAAUGAGCUCAUCAUUUCUGGAUUACAACUGACGCCUGGCCCAAGGGACACAGUGGCGCAACUGGCAAUUGCUAAGCUGAAAGAGUAUGGAAUAAACAUGGAACCGCUGGACAUCCGUCGCUGCCUUCUGCUCCCAUCUGGGGGGAGAGGACCGGCAACGGUGCUCAUGAAGCUGGCAGACCACAAGACCAAGACUGCCCUGCUUAACCAGAGCCGCCACCUGAAAGGGUCGAAGAUUUUUUUGAACGACAACUUAACUCGCCGAAAUGCCGAAAUUGCAAGAAAAGCACGUCAACUCAAGAAAGCUGGGAAAAUAGCCAACACCUGGGUCUCGGAUUGCAGGAUCCUUGUCAAGACGCAAGAUAAAGAUGAAGAUUAGAGCUAUUACGAGUCUUGACCAACCGACGACAAUAGCUGGAUAACUGUAAAUAUUUCACAGCCGACCAGAAUAACAACUCAUGGAUGUGGACGGUAGCUGAAACCUAUCAACGGCAGGAGUUACAAGAAUCUUGAACACAUUAAGGAUUACCUACUAAAGACAACGAAGGCUCUGACUUUAAUUUGCACGGAUAUACAGUGCCUUGCAAAAGUAUUCGGCCCCCUUGAACCUUGCAACCUUUCGCCACAUUUCAGGCUUCAAACAAAGAUAUAAUUUUUUUAUUUUUUGUCAAGAAUCAACAACAAGUGGGACACAAUCGUGAAGUGGAACAAAAUUUAUUGGAUAAUUUAAACUUUUUUAACAAAUAAAAAAACUGAAAAGUGGGGCGUGCAAUAUUAUUCGGCCCCCUUGCGUUAAUACUUUGUAGCGCCACCUUUGGCUCCAAUUACAGCUGCAAGUCGCUUGGGGUAUGUUUCUAUCAGUUUUGCACACCGAGAGACUGACAUUCUUGCCCAUUCUUCCUUGCAAAACAGCUCGGCCUCAGUGAGGUUGGAUGGAGAGUGUUUGUGAACAGCAGUCUUCAGCUCAUGGGCGUGGCUACACAGCUCAGUAAGGCCUCCUUUUUUGUAGGUCUUCUGUCUUCAAUAGGGGCUUUUUCACCUAGGUGUGUGAAUGUAUUUGUAAUCCCCCCCAAAAAGAGGUGAGUUCAGAGAAAGUUAGGUUCUCAGGAGAUGAGAGGGAGACGAUUUGCCACCACCCUGACCCGCGUGCCGUCGGAGUGGCGUGACGUCCGAGUUGCAGCAAAGUGCGAGGGCCUGUUCAGUCCUGCUUGGAGGCCGAGUUAUAUAUAUAUAUAUUUUUUUUUUUUUUUGGGUGAAAUUAUUUGGCAUAUUGUACUCUGCUUUAAUGUUGGUAAUCAAUUUGAAUUUAUUACUGUUUAUCGAUUGUAUAAAAUUGUAUUUUUCAUAGGGCUGUCAAAAUUAUCGCGUUAACGGGCAGUAAUUUUUAAAAUUAAUCACGUUAAAAUAUUUGACGCAACUAACGCACAUGUCCCGCUCAGACAGAUUUAAAUGACAGUAGAGUGAAAUGCCCACUUGUUAAUUGUGUUUUAUGGAGUUUUGACGCCCUCUGCUGGCGCUUGGGCGCGACUGAUUUCAUAGGCUUCAGCACCUAUGAGCAUUGUGUAAGUAAUUAUUGAGAUCAACAAUGGCGGGCAACUAGUUUAUUUUUUGAUUGAAAAUUUUACAAAUUUUAAUAAAACGAAAACAUUAAGAGGGGUUUUAAUAUAAAAUUUCUAUAACUUGUUCUAACAUUUAUCUUUUAAGAACUACAAGUCUUCCAUGGAUCACUUUAACAGAAUGUUAAUAAUGUUAAUGCCAUCUUGUUGAUUUAUUGUUAUAAUAAACAAAUACAGUCCUUAUGUACCGUAUGUUGAAUGUAUAUAUCCAUCUUGUGUCUUAUCUUUCCAUUUCAACAAUUUAUUUUACAGAAUAUAUAUAUAAUUUACAGAAAAAUAUGGCAUAUUUUAUAGAUGGUUUAAAUUGCAAUUACAAUUAAUUACGAUUAAUUAAUUUUUAAGCUGUAAUUAACUCGAUUAAAAAUUUUAAUCGUUUGACAGCCCAAAUUUUUCAGUAUAAAAUGGUCAAAAUGUUUAGUUUGGAUGUGACCUUUUUUUUCUAAUUCAGGCAAAUUAAUGCGCUUUAAGUCUUUUCUGUUCUAAACAAAACAAUGUGAAUUAAGUUAUACUUUAUUGUAAGUUGAUCCAUAUUACUUUUUUUCUUUUAUGUCAACAAGGACACCAAGUUAUGCAGAGGUGUACUUAACAUAGUUUUAUAGACAAAUGAUUUUAUUUACAGUGGCAGCAGAGAGUUGGGGGGGGGGGACGCAAAACUUUUACGUUUUCCUUUGGGUGUGACGGAAAAUAAUUGAGAAGCAUGGAUUUAGGGGUACUUAACGGAUUCAUUCCAACUUAACGUGGUGAAGGGAAUAGCAUCUUUUCUCUGUUUGUAUUACUCUAACACACCCAAUAUAAAAUAAAUAGCACUUACAUCAUAGUUUAAGGAAAACAAGCAGCAUACAUUUGCCAUAGGGCAUAAGAGAUACCUGACGCCUUCUCAUCAUGGAAGCCCACUGUGUGCGUCAUGUAACUGACUGAUCAAGAUUGACGCUGACGAGGCAAGAUAUCUACAAGCCCAUGUCUGCACCACCAACUCUCGCCAUCAGUACUCCCGGACAGUCCAGAACAAAUGGCGGGACGUCCCAACACAAGGAACACCGGAGAACGCCCACUAUCCAACUGAUAACACGACGGAUAGUACUCCAAGAGCCCUUUGACACUGAGGCGGGCAAAAUCUCCCACUGCGGUUGCCCCAGUAACGGUGACACACAGCCCAAACUGCGAUAGAAGAUUAUCCUAAACACACACUUCUUCCUGCCCACGGCCUGCCCCGCCAGAGCCUUCAAAAGACAAUGUUUAACUAAGCAUUGUCAUUUUUUUCAGGAACCUUUUGUUGACUUGUGAUAUGGUGACCUUGGAACGAGUCUGCCUCCUCGCCUGAGUCUGUUUAUUUCGCCUUGUCGUUUGAUCGCUGUCGAUCUGAAUAAAUUGUCAAAUUGUGCUUCGAAGCCUUUUUCAGGCUUUCAAAAUGGAGUCAGUACAAGGGGUAAAGACUAAGGCAGUACUUCUCAAAUACUGGGGCGCGCCCCCCUGGGGGGGCGCAGAGCGAUGCCAGGGGGGGCGCAUGUGUCCUCGGGGAACAUGCUUUUUUCUGUCUUUUUUUUUUUUUUUGCCGGACUGGAAUAAAGUGUACUUGCAAAUCCACUCAGUGGGUGGCAGUGGCGCUGUCAUUUUCAGAGUGCGUGCAGUAUUUUUGAACUAAGGAAGAGCACUCAGCACACAGAAAACAGAUAUGAAGAGCAGUGCGCUGCCGCCGUUUUCGAACGCCGUUUUCCGACCGGACUCACUCACGCAGUGACCCACUGUCUUGUCCGGUUCUCACGUCGCCGCCCGAGAAGUGCCAUUUUCGGCUUGGGAUCGUCACGACGACCACCCUCACCUACGGUUCUACCUCGGCCGCCGAGAAUGCGCUUUUUUCGUGCCGUUUGCCUUUUAGCUUUGACUUUUAAUACAGUGGGGUGAUGAGGAAAGACUACUGUUUACUGUGUCUGAAAAUAAUUAUAGCGGACUGCCAGAAGCCAAAUCAAUUAAGACGCCACUUAAAGACAUUCGACCCCAAUCUCAUUGAUAAGCCGCUUGAUUGUUUUUCAGCGAAAACGUGCCUAAUAUUGCCAAGAAUAGUCCUGCUUUGUCAGUGUUAUAUCAGUAAACCAGUGAGCAUUGUUAGCAUGCUCAUUGCAAAAUGACUCCACACCACUGCAAAUGAGGUAAUACUGAGUGUGAGCAGCAAAAAUAAAAACUGUCCUUCUGUCCAAGGACACUCUUUUGUUCCUUUAUUCAUUUUUGUUUUUUCGGUCAAAUUUUUUGGCAUAUUGUCCUCAUGAGUAAAUGAUCCUAAUCAAUUUGAAUUUGUUAUUAUUUACGGAUUUUAUUACAUUUUAUUUUUCUGUAUCAAAUGGUCAAAAAUACCUUGAGUGUAUUUUUACAGUUUGAAUAUGACUUUUUUUUUUUUUUUAAAUUCAGGCAAAUUGAUGCACGUCCAGUCUUCUCUGUUACAAACAAAACAAUGUUAAUAAAGUUAUACUUUAUUAUAAGUUGAUCUGUUACUUUUUUUCUUUAUUAGAAAAAAAGGACACAAUGUUAGGCAGAUGCGUAUUUAUAAUAGUAAUUUUAUAGACGAAUAAUACUAUUUACAGUGGCGGCAGAGAGUUUGGGGGGGCGCGAAACAUUUACAUCUUGCUUGGGGGGGCGUAACAGAAAAUAAUUGAGAAGCACUGGACUAAGGUGAACGCGCGGUGUUGGACUUUUGGCCGGGUUGUCAUGAUUUCGCCGGCCCGGGUCGUUGGCGCUGCGCCAGCGCUGGCGUGAUUCCGGCAAUCUGGCUAAAAGGUCAGAUUCCUUCAGCGGAAAUUCGGGGUACGUCGCCAGCUGUUUAACAGAACUCGUUUGUAACCCGGGGACUACCUGUAUUGUACUUUACAGCUUCGGCUUUAAACAAUAGUUUCAGAACUUUAGACUUGACAAAUAUUACAAUCAAAACAAAUGAAAUUUUUUUCUUUUAAAACAUUCAACACUUUUUAUUUGUUUUCUCGCAGAAUAGUCGACCUUCAACUUAUAUUUUUUGGGGGUGCUGGUAAAUUAGUAACAAUAUAAUAACUGUUGAAAGAACAAAAUCCUUAUAGGGAAGUAUGUCUCACAUUAAUAUAAUGCCUGAAAUAAAAGCCUAUAAAGGGAACGGCAAGGUGUAAACAUGGUUCAUAGAACAAUGUACAAAAUAUUUACAUUUAAAAAAUCUCAUGCACAGACUUGCAAACCUGCUUUCUAGACUUCUAUCUAUCUAGUCAGAUUCCAUGUCACUGUCGCCUCCGAUGGAUCGAAAUUCUUCACUCUCCUCAUCUUCACUGAGUUGGACCUGAGAAAGAACGGCCGGACCUCUCCUGCGGGCGUCUUCCUCUUCAUCUUCCUCUUCCUCCUCGCUGUUGCCAUCUUGUCGGUUUGCUUGUAGCUGCCACGGCUAUGACGCAGUCAGGGGAAAAAGUUCAAGUUGCAAGAGUAACAAGAAAAUUAAAAAAAAAAUAAAAUUUUGGUGUUUUCCAACCUGCUGUGCAUAUGGUGCAGGUGUUGUGUUGUGCCUUUCCAAGUCCAUGAAUGACCAUUUGCCAUCCUUUUCGUCAUACUGAAAUACAUCAUACUUGAAAUGAGUAAAAUUACAGUGUAAUCACGUCAUUGGCAGCGAUAGUCGGCCAAUCCGCCACAUUAAAAAACUCCCGAGUCGAACCUGAGAAUGUGGAGCCGGACCUCUCCUACGCAUGUCCUCUUCGUCUUCGUCCUCCUCGCUGAUACCGUCGUCUUCUACGUUUCCCCUGGUUGGGGGCUGCAUCCGACUGCGGCUCUCCUCAAAGCUGCCGUAACUGAAAGACAGAAAAGUUAAUACAGACUGCUUUUAAUGCUUUACACUCACAAUUGGGUUGCUAACUCGGUUUUUGGCCAGUACAACCCCUAGCAAAAAGUAUAGAAUCACCAGUCUGGGACAAGCACUCACUCAGACAUUUUAUCAUGUAGAACAAACUCCGAUAAAAAGCUUGAAAAGUUAAUGAAUUAGUUCAAAAGUGCAACUAUUUAGCAUUCAGAAACACUAAAACAAAUGAAUAAACAUUGUGGUGGUCAGUAAAUGUUACUUUUAUAGAGCAAGUGCAGGGAAAUAUACAUGGAAUCACUCCAUUCUAAAGAAAAAAAAUAUGGAAUCAUGAGAAACAAACAAAGAAAUAACAAUCAAAACA